UUGUAUCCCAAAUGGCCAAAAAACGCAAACACAAAAAAUCUUCCCUAGCUGAAAGGAAGAUGGAAGAAGUUGAUGGGAUCAACUCUCUUCCAGAUGAGUUACUCGCCCAUAUACUUUCAUUCCUUCAAACCAAAGAGGCUGUUUCUACUAGUGUUUUGUCCACUAAAUGGAGAUCACUUUGGACUAUGGUGCCAGCUCUUGAUUUCAAUGAUGAUAACCAGUGCUUCUCCAAAAGCUUAUUUGUUGAUGCUGUUUCCAGUGUCUUGAGUCAACGCAAGACAGAGUUCAUCACAAGGCUAUGUCUUGAAUCCUAUCACAAACGUUUGACACCAAACAUGGUCAACUUAUUGGUUUCUAUUGCUGUAACAAAUAACCUUGAGGAGUUAAACCUCAAUUACUUUAUUCUUGAGGCUACUUUACCAAGCAGGCUUUUCAAUUGUCAAACACUCUCGAUUCUUAAGCUGAGAGGUAAUUUUAAUUUGAAUCUUCCUUCAUCCAUUCAUCUUCCUUUGCUCAAGGUUCUCCAUCUCGAUCUUCUUCACUUCAUUGAUGAUGAGUCUAUUAUGAGACUUCUCUCCGGGUGUCCGGUUCUUGAAGAACUUUAUUUUAAAGAAGUGCAUUUUCAUCGUUCAGACUUAUUUCGUAUAUGUGUACCUUCACUGAAGAAAUUGCAUGUUAAGAGUAACAUUGACAGGCUUUGGAUAGAUACCCCUAUUCUUGUGUACCUUAAACUCGAAGAAACUGCAGUCGUCGACUAUUUGGUUGGGGACUUACAUGACUUGGUUGAAGCAUAUAUUGAUAUAUUCUUUUAUCAUGAGGAUGAGAAUGAAAAAGAAAACAUACCCAAGCUUUUCAGUGCUAUUCAAAAAACUAGAUUUUUAUGCUUAUCUAGUGUUUCCACAGAGGUGCUUACUUGGUCUUGUCUAGAAUUUCCAGAAUUUCACAAUCUAGUUCAUCUACAACUUUCUUUAGUUACCCUUGACUCAUAUUUCCUAGUGGAAUUGCUACUUGAAAAAUGUCCCAAGCUUGAAGUUCUUGAUAUUGAGAAGGUUGAUGAAGAGAGUGAAAUUGAAUGGACAGAGCCAACAACAAUGGUACCUAGUUGUCUUUCAUCACACCUUACUAUGUUUACAUAUAGAGGAUAUGGAGACUCCAAAGACGAGUUAGAGUUUGUAGGGUAUAUUCUAAAAAGUGGAAAAGUGUUGAAGACAGCAACAAUUCAGAUUGCAAAUUGGUUGAAGCCAAAGAAAAUGGCUAGGUCAAAAUUAUUUGGGUUGCCAAGAGCCUCAUAGA
Messenger RNA from Lotus japonicus, 1293 nucleotides. Its product is annotated as F-box/LRR-repeat protein At4g14103-like. The coding region runs from base 12 to 1292 and encodes 426 amino acids. NCBI's taxonomy places the organism in Eukaryota, Viridiplantae, Streptophyta, Magnoliopsida, Fabales, Fabaceae. The transcript is spliced from 3 exons. Gene Ontology annotation, molecular function: protein binding. The record is from RefSeq and is a predicted model, not a curated record.